UCGCACUAUAUGAACAAGGAUAAUGCGAGGAUAGCCACUAUGUAACAUAAGUUCACGGCGCAUUAAUGAUUGGAUUUUAUGACGUUCCUACAUCGCAGUUUGAUAUGCUAUAUCUAUGCCCUCUACUGUACUCUAGACCUUGGUUAUGCUCUCAUAUUUAUUUUUUAUCGUUCGCUGGAACCAAGACACGAAGCGCCCUCCUCAUUCAUCCCAAUCAUCAUGGGCUUUUCACCCGCGUCCAUAGUGGACCUUCAAGUUAUUAUGAUCAUUCUCUCUGUUCUUGCAGUUUCACUUAGGUUCUGGUCAAGAGCUCUGUUCUUCGAGCGCAAACAGUCUUCACCGAUGUCAAGAUUUUGGUGGGAUGAUUGGCUAGCACUUGCUGAUUUGGUAAGACUCGCCAAAAAAUCCUCCGGUCCAUUAAUUUUCAUGCUAACUAAUCUAUGGCCAUUUGUCAUUGCGACAUGCUCUAUCAAUAUUUACUGGGUCAGCUAUGGGCUGGGAACGCAUUACGAUACCUUGUCAUCAUAUGAACAGGCCAUAGCUUCGAAACUUCUGUUCGCCGAAUACUUCCCUUACGACGUGGGAAUAUCAUUAACAAAGCUUUCCGUAAUCUUCUUCUACGUCCGAGUCUUUAAGGUGAAUAGAGAAUUCAGAAUUGGGUUGUGGCUGACGGCGUCAUUGGUGAUUGGUUGGAUAUUCUUUGCUUUAUUUUCAGCACUGUUCCAAUGUAAACCUAUCAGCAAAUCGUGGCUGCCUUUGGAGCCUGGCACCUGUAUCAACACCUAUCAGUGGUGGCUUGCAAGUGCAAUAUCAAGCCUGAUUAUUGAUUUCAUCAUCCUGAUGCUACCCGUUCCUAUGCUGCUGAACCUGCAGCUACAAAGGUCGAGGAAGAUUCUUAUUUUGAUAGUAUUCGCCUUCGGAUAUUCGUAAGUACUCUGCAGCUAUAUUUAUGCUCAACUCCAGAUACUAACAUAAGCACAGUGUUAUUGGGGUUACUAUCGGGCGGUUGGUAGUGGUGACAAAGUAUGGACAUGCCUUGAAUGAAGAUUUAACAUGUAAGUCCAAUGGAAUAUUCUACCGUUAUUCUUUGGCUAACCCACAUAUUUCCGUACUCAGACAAUAUCGUGGUUCUUGGAGUCUGGCUUACUAUUGAGGGCCCGAUUGGACUUAUAACUAUCUCACUUCCCAGUAUUUUUUCCUUGGUAAGGCGUGGAAUGGCUCACGGUCCACUUUCACUCUUUUCUACCAAGGAUCUCAGCAACUCUAACAAUUCUGAAUCUGUAAAUAAGAACUCUCUCCGUGGUGAGAGAGGAUUCAAGCAGCUCAAUACAAGCGCCACUGAGCAUGGCCAAGAAUUACCAUAUUCGUAUGACCCUGAUGUGGAGUAUCAGGCACUUGCAUUGAGAGCCACGAGUAGCACAUCACGAGAUAGGGCUUUUAAUGACUUAGAGGCUCCAAAGAGUGUCAUCUACAUCCGUCGAGAUGUAGAUGUUGUAUAGGGGAGAGACGGGAAUCAGGAGUGUCCAAAAGCGUUGUGAUUGGUAUCUGAACCCACUCCAAAGAAGCAGCUGCGAGGGACUGCCAUUUUGAUUUUUUAUGGGACUGUUUAAUGCCCUGCAGGAAGCGAUCUCUUUCUGCUGGGGAUAUUUUCGCUAUGCCACAGUAUCAUG
This is a messenger RNA of Sclerotinia trifoliorum, 1670 nucleotides long. The record is from the annotation of a GenBank genome assembly. NCBI's taxonomy places the organism in Eukaryota, Fungi, Ascomycota, Leotiomycetes, Helotiales, Sclerotiniaceae.